This is a messenger RNA of Geodia barretti, 1766 nucleotides long. NCBI's taxonomy places the organism in Eukaryota, Metazoa, Porifera, Demospongiae, Tetractinellida, Geodiidae. The record is from the annotation of a GenBank genome assembly.
GGUCUGGGUUCAAAGUUCACAGUACAGAGCGCCUGAGCUAAAGAGAGAGAGAGUAGCCAGAGGUGGGAGCCGGCUUGGGAACGGGGGCAUGGCCUGUGCCAUCAGCUCACUUGACGACAGGAGCAGAGAGAAAGUCGAGGAGGCUCGGGCAAAGGCGAGACCAGAGCUGAAGGGAGAAGCGGGGUGGACAAGAUUUGGCUACGCCGUCUCUUUCCCGCUGGCCCCUGAGCUGGUUCAAGACAACUGCCCUCGAAUUAACUACUUGGAGGUGAACGAGGGGCAGUUCAUACAGCAGUAUGAGGCUCCAGGUUUGCCAGUGGUCAUCACCCACUCCCAGCUGGACUGGCAGGCAAGCAGGAAAUGGACUCUUGAGAGACUGGCCAAGAAGUACCACAACCAGAGGUUCAAGUGUGGAGAGGACAACGACGGCUACUCCGUGAAGCUCAAGAUGAAGUACUUUGUUCGCUACAUGCACUGCACCAGAGACGACUCUCCACUGUACAUCUUUGACGGCUCAUUUGGAGAGCAUCGGAAGCUGUCGGGUCUCCGAGAGGACUACGAGAUUCCCAAGUAUUUCCGUGACGACCUGUUCCAGUAUGUGGGGGAGGACAGGCGACCCCCCUAUCGAUGGUUCGUCAUGGGUCCUGCCAGGUCUGGCACAGGGAUCCACAUCGACCCUCUUGGUACCAGCGCCUGGAAUUCCGUCGUCAGAGGACACAAGAGGUUCUCCUGUUUUCGGUUCAUCCCCACAUUUCUGGUCCCCCCAGGAGAUGGGGGGAACCAGAAGAACGAGGCCAUCACCUGGUUCGUCCACGUCUACCCCAAGACCCAGCUCCCCUCGUGGCCAAGGGAGUACAGACCGCUGGAGAUCCUGCAGAGUCCUGGUGAGACGGUCUUUGUUCCGUGUGGCUGGUGGCACGUGGUACUGAACCUGGACAACAGCAUCGCAGUCACUCAGAACUUCUGCAGCGUGACAAAUUUCCCCCUCGUAUGGAGCAAGACGGUCAGGGGCCGACCCAAACUCUCCAAGAAGUGGUACACUGUACUGAAGGUAUGUUGAUACAUGUUCACUGGCUUUGUACUAAGGAAAGAAGAAUGAGUGCUUGGUAUAUACUGUUGCACCUUAAGACCCCAUAAUACGCAACUUUGUAGCGUGGACAAAGUUGCAUGCAACUUCAAAUGGUAUGAUAGACCAUGCAACAAACAAAUUUACAGUCAAGAGCUGAUGAUUUUUUUCACAUUUGCAAGCAGUUUAAACAGAAGUUUUUCAUUGAUCAAAGCAGUGAAAGAACUGGAGACUAAGGAGCCAGGAUUACAACUUGUGCUAUAUACACACACAGUACCCAGUUUUACAAUGGUAUAAUGUGCAGUAAAAGUGGUCUAUGAAAUGUGCAGUAGUGUCGUUGAGCUUUUCUCACAGUCAGAAUGAGGCAGCCUUUGAAUUGAGUCGUUGCUCGUGUCCAUUAAUCCCUAGCAUGCAAGCCAUAGUGACAUCAAUGUCGAAGUAGUUAUAGUACAAAAACAACAGAUAUCUUUGUAUUGGUAUAUAAACUGCAAAUUCGAGUGUCUUCGUGGUUCUAAAGCCCACGUGGGAGGCUGGAAUGACGCAAUAGUAACCGAGGCAGAGCCGAGGUUUAUAAUGAAUCAUUCAGCCGACCACAAGGGCUGCAGAACCACUGAAGAAUUUGUCGUCUUAGUUGUUAAGAAAAUGGAGAGGUGUACUGUUGGCUGUAGCUCGUUCGCGUUCAACCUUGGUUGGUAGCAGC